AUUACGACAGUUCGACGGGUGAUACAAAAACACGUGUCUCUUGGGCGAAUUUUAAGCGUCUAUACUGUCGGUAACAGUCGGUAGUUCCGAUUUUUGGUCGUCAAGUCACAUCAGGUUGAUCGCGAGCGCGGGCGCGCGCGCACGCGAUACACGCGAGCAAGUUCGAUCGCGGUGCCGGGAUUUGUCAGGAUUAGCGGAAAAGUGAAUGCGGUAGUCACGUUUACAAUUUGUAUAGUUGUGCACUGCACUCGCGGCCUGCAGCGGCCUGAAGUUGGGCGGCACGGCACGGCGCGGCGCGGCGCGGCGCGAGUCAAAGGGAAAGCGGGCUUCGUAGCGGCGUGGCGCGGUGAGGCGCGGGGCGGCCAUUUUAUGUAUUAGUAUGACGUAGAGGCUGGGUGUAGCUUAGCGUUCUUAUUGUCGGUUGUGCGCGAGGAAAAAACUAACGGAUCGGUGUCUGGUAAGUGUUCGAAUGUUUGAUGAUCGCGAACGUUCAGCCGCGAGUGACGUCAAGUUGCCACCGUCGCCGCAGCGAUCGCUUUCCCGUGGAUAGUCGUCGUGCCGUUUAGCUGUGUGACGCGUGUAACGCGUGGAGGCCGCGGAGGGUAAGAGCAAAUAGUUUCGGUGAGAGGGGAAAGUGUACGAACGGACGAAACGAACGAACGAACGAACGAACGAGCGAGCGAGCGAGCAAACAAGCAAGCAAACGAUCGAACGACGAACAAACUGACGGACGGACGGACGGACGAGCGAGCGAAAAGUGAAAGUGCAUUCGUCCCGGCGGUGCGUCCGUAGCAGCGCCAAGCAGCGCUGAGCGCGUGCGAACAUGAGCGAGGAAAGUAAUCCACGUACGCUGUACGUGGGCAAUCUGGACACCUCGGUAUCUGAGGACCUUUUGUGUGCGCUCUUUUCGCAAAUCGGCGCCGUGAAGGGAUGCAAGAUAAUCCGUGAGCCCGGCAACGAUCCGUAUGCCUUCGUUGAAUUUACGAACCACCAGUGCGCGGCCACGGCGCUGGCCGCCAUGAACAAGCGCUUGUUCCUCGACAAGGAGAUGAAGGUUAACUGGGCGACCAGUCCAGGCAAUCAGCCGAAACUCGACACCAGCAACCACCAUCACAUUUUCGUCGGCGAUCUCUCGCCGGAGAUCGAGACGCAGACGCUCAAGGAGGCGUUCGCGCCCUUUGGCGAGAUCAGCAACUGCAGAAUCGUCCGCGACCCGCAGACGCUCAAGAGCAAGGGCUACGCGUUCGUAUCGUUUGUUAAAAAAUCCGAGGCCGAAGCGGCGAUCAACGCGAUGAACGGUCAGUGGCUAGGUUCGCGCAGCAUCAGGACCAACUGGUCCACUAGGAAACCGCCGCCACCGAGGUCUGAGAGGCCACGGCAUUCCAACAAUAGUAAACCCAACUACGAGGAGGUAUAUAACCAAAGUAGUCCGACCAAUUGUACCGUAUAUUGUGGAGGUUUUACGAAUGGUAUCACGGAUGAGCUGAUAAAGAAAACCUUUUCUCCUUUUGGUACCAUUCAAGACAUAAGAGUAUUCAAAGACAAGGGAUAUGCCUUUAUCAAGUUUACAACUAAGGAAGCUGCAACACAUGCCAUUGAAUCGACGCAUAAUACAGAAAUCAAUGGCAGUAUCGUUAAAUGUUUUUGGGGAAAAGAAAAUGGUGAUCCAAACAGUGUGGGUCCUAAUGCGAAUCAUCAAGCUCAACAGGUGACAGCGGGAGCGGGACAAUAUGCGUAUGGUUAUGGCCAACAGAUGAGUUAUUGGUAUCCACAGGGCUAUCCGCAGAUGCAGGGACAGUUUUUGCAGCCUGCACAAUACUAUGGUCAAUAUUAUGGGCAACAGGCUCAGUAUAUGAACAGCAUGAGGAUGCCCACUCCAGGCGCAGGAGCCUGGCAACCGACGCAAGCCGCUGCAGCACCGCCGACAGCGAGUGCACCCUUGCCUCCAGGCCAACAGCCCACUAUGGUAACAUAUACCAUGCCACAUCAGUACCCUACGCAAUGAAACUGAUCGUUGACCGGCUAAUUGUUACGUACGAUGUAGUUGUCUCGGGGUUAUCGCGAAAAUCGUUCCGACAUAUACCUAUUUCAACAUUUACAUUCGAGUUUUCGAUGAUGUAACUAAUCGUUUUCACGAUUAAUGCGAUUUCAAUUUAAAUCGAAUUUUUUAAAUAGAAAAAAUAUGGUAUGCUGGCGGUUUUUUCUCUAUCCUUUUUGUGUUUCUGUACACAAUCGAUUUGUUCGAACGGCUGAAGACGUUAUUAUAAUUUUCUUUUUUGUCAUAGAAUAUUGAGACACCAAGUCUCACCUAAUGACGAUGCUUUGCAAUGAUGCUUGUACGAUGUAUUGGCACCAUAGUACCGCUGUGCGUCGUAGUGCUAGAAUUUGGUCGAAUUUCACGAUUUUGGCUUCGAAUACACACACGCACGCACACGCACACGUGUGUAUGUGUGUGCGUGUGUGUGUAUGUGUGUGUAUGCGCAACGUUGAAUCAGGUAUAUCUCUAAACUUUUCCUCGCGGCCCCUCCCCGACACUCAACCGAGCCCCGCAUCCGUUGUGCUACGCAAGUGACGUACGUAUGCGGCAAUUUUGCGUUGUUGAUACCUUUUUAAUAUUUUUGCCACUGAUAUCUCGACUCUCACUUCUCCCUCUUCAAUUUCGGAUUGUCGAUGAACAACGCGUGCGACAAAUGUUCAUUUGAGAUAAAUAAGAAGAGUAUUGCUAAUAUUGGACAUAGUUAGUAAGGUAGAAGAGCGAUUAGCUAGACACGGCGCCUGUGAUGUAGCUAGACUUUUGGACGCGUGUAUGCUAAGGUGUGCGGGGCUCCCUAACAAAUAAAUUCUGCGAGAGUUGAGUAACGAGUUACAACUUUAUCUCGUUGUGUGAUAUUUAUCGUCGGUGGUUAAUGUAUAAAAUUUUGCUAUAAUUCUCUUCAAAGAAGAAUAAUAGAAGAGAGAAAGAGAAAAAGUAUGUGUGUGCAUACGCAUGUCGUGU
This is a messenger RNA of Trachymyrmex cornetzi, 2995 nucleotides long. It is a transcript of the gene Rox8, whose product is annotated as TIA1 cytotoxic granule associated RNA binding protein Rox8. The transcript has 3 exons. The record is from RefSeq and is a predicted model, not a curated record. The coding region runs from base 824 to 2005 and encodes 393 amino acids. NCBI's taxonomy places the organism in Eukaryota, Metazoa, Arthropoda, Insecta, Hymenoptera, Formicidae. Gene Ontology annotation, molecular function: RNA binding.